AUGGAACAACGAUUUUUGACACUCCCCGAACUCACUGCAAUGGUGUUCAAAAACCUCCCUGACUUCAACAGCCUCCUUUCAGCGAUGCAAACUUGUCGGGAUCUAUAUUCGUGUUAUCAGGAUAAUGAGAAAAGCAUCAUCACUUCGAUCUUUUCGACUAUUCUUCAAAACGCAAUUCGCUAUGACCGUCAACAUGGAUUGUUAGGACCAGGUCUGAUAAUUCAGCAGUUGAUCGUUGCUAUCAAAAGCGCUUGUGUCAACCGGGAUGUUGUUCUUCAGAUUUUCACAGAUGCUUGGAAAUACCUCUAUGAAAAGGAUCUUGAAGAGUUACUCAUUCCAAUUGCAAUGGGGUUGGCGUGGUCUUUAGUGUUGGAUGAUCGCAAACAAGACGCCAUCAACUUCUUGACACAAAUCUAUGAACACCGCCCACCGUUUCUCUUAUCUUCGUUCAGACUAUCUGUGAAACACUAUCGUCGUCCUGAGAAGCAUCCAGAGUCUCCUUCUACUUUUGCACCGCUUGAAUACCUUUUGUACAAACUCAGCAAGGAAAAUAUGCAUUUCUCGGAAGCAGAAUCAGAACAACGCCUUCUAAAAUAUAUCUACCAUCGAGGAGAAAUGCUUCAAAAGCUUCCAGCCGCUCUUAUCUCCCGUUACGGGAUAAAGUUUUUUAUGACCGAGGAUCGGCUACAAAAUGGGAUCCGCAUCGAAGAAGACUUGGUGUUAGUGAGAAUCAGCAGUUGGCCACGUCCCUGGACAUUAUCUAGCGACACUGAAAUAAAAGAUCUGAUGAGGUCACUCCAGAGAAAGAAGGCGAAUAAAGUUAGCAGAAGAAGGAAGAACUAUAUGAGCAUCUAG
Messenger RNA from Monascus purpureus, 855 nucleotides. Lineage: Eukaryota; Fungi; Ascomycota; Eurotiomycetes; Eurotiales; Aspergillaceae. The record is from the annotation of a GenBank genome assembly.